This is a messenger RNA of Cooperia oncophora, 387 nucleotides long. The record is from the annotation of a GenBank genome assembly. Lineage: Eukaryota; Metazoa; Nematoda; Chromadorea; Rhabditida; Trichostrongylidae.
UUGAAAUGUUUAGAGUUCGUCAACAGAAAACCGCAAGUUGUGAACCAUUCGAGUAGCACAGAGUCGGCGAGUGAUGAUGAUGACGUGGUGACCGCACAAGUGAGUGGUAAAAGAAGGUCAGCGAGUCUACAAGAGGGAGCUCCGAUUUCCGAGAAGGACCUGAUUAACACACUUGGAAAUUUACAUGGGAAAUUGGCCACAGCACAGUUGAGGGCUCGGACAAAGAAAAUGCAGGCUGAUAUGACUGCUGAAGAGCGGAACGACGAAGCUCGUACGAAAGCCAGACAGCUUGAAUCGAUUAUGAGCCUCAUGAUGCAGAAUCAGGAAAAGUUUGGCAUCACGAGUGAAGAUGACAUUAAGGAGCAGUUGGACAUGUACAAUUUCUAG